CCCCCACCCCCCCUCAGUCAGCCGUUCUGGCCAUGGCGGGGGGUCGGGGCGGCGUGGUGUUGGCCUUGCUGUUUUUCGAGGUCACAGCCGGCACGGUGGCUCCGCCCUUCCUGGAGGAACCGACCAAUGUGAGCGCGGUGCUGGGGGCGGAGGCGGAGCUUCGCUGUGUGGUGCGAGGGGGCGGGGCCGUGCAGUGGGCAAGGGGCGGGCUCAUGCUCGGGACCCCGCCCACCCCCGCCCAUCCUCGCUACCGAUUGGCUGGAGACCUGCAACAAGGCCAGCACCACCUGCACAUUGUGGGCGUGGCCUUGGAGGAUGAUGACGUCUACGAGUGUCAGGUGGGGGAGGGGAACGGCACCCAACCCCGGGCGUCACGCCCCGCCCUGCUGACCGUACUGGUACCGCCGGGUCCCCCCACCCUGGAGCUGCCCCCGGGGGCGGAGCUUCCAUGGGUGGGCGGGGCCGAGGUGGAGGUGCGCUGCCACGCCCACGAUGCACGCCCCGCCCCCACCCUGACCGUGACCCUGGGGGGGGAGCCGCUGCCCGACGUCUCCACUCGCGUCUUCGAGGGCUCCCACCCCAAACUGAGCUCCAGCGAGGUCACCGUCCGCCUGACCCCGCAGAGCCAAGCCCACGGGCAGCGUCUCGUUUGUUCGGCCGCUAACGAGGCCGGGACGGCCCCCACGGAGGCCAGCGUCACCCUCGACGUCCUCUUUCCCCCCGGCCCCCCCAUCAUCGAGGGACUGGAGUCGCCCCACGUGCGGGCGGGGGACACGCUGCGACUGGUCUGCCUCGUCCGGGGGGGCAACCCCCCUCCCAGUCUGCACUGGGACAAGGACGGGGUGCCGCUGGCGGGGCCCUGGGUGACGGAGGGGCACCCGUGGGUGUCACGCAGCCGGGUGACGGUGACGGUGACGCCGGGGGACGACGGGGCCACCCUGCGCUGCCGGGCACACAGCCCCCUCCCCCACAGCGAGGGCAGCGCCAGCGUCACCCUCAGCGUCACCUACCCGCCGGCAGAGGUGCGGAUCGUGGGGCCGCCGGGGGUGGGGGAGAACGGGACGGCGACGCUGUCCUGCACCAGUGCUCCCAGUAACCCCCCCGCCCGCCUGCACUGGUGGCUGCGGGGCAGGGAGCUGCCGCCCACCGAGAGCUCCAGCACCCAGGUGGAGGGGCGUGGCUGGGUGACGGUGUCCAACGUCACCCUGGGGGGGCAGCGCGAGGACCACGGGUGGCCCCUGAUCUGCGAGGCCGUCACCCCCGGGCUGGGCACGCGCAGCGUCGCCCACGUCCUCAGCGUCACCCACCCCCCCCAGGCCCUGUGGCUGGAGGCCCCUCCCCCCAACGCCACCUUUCGGGUGGGGGAGCGGCUGCGCCUGGGCUGCCACGCCCGGGGGGGGCACCCUGCCCCCCGCCUCACCUGGACAAAGGACGGGCGCCCGCUGAAGGAGGGCACCCAGGUGUCGGAGGGGCCGGUGGUGUCGCGGGAGCUGGUGGUGACGGUGACGCCCAGCGACAACGGGGCCACCUACCGCUGCCAGGCCGGGGGGGACACCCGGGGGACCCCCCCCAGCGCCCACACCCGCCUCCGCGUCCUCUUCCCCCCGCUCUCGGUGACCAUCACGGCGUCCCCCCGCGAGGUCCGGCCUGGCCAGACCCUGGUGCUGACCUGCCUGGCCGGCAGCGCCCACCCUGCCCCCGACCUGCGCUGGCACCGCCAUGGACACCCGCUGCGUGGGGACCCGUUGCCCCCCUCCCCGGGCUCCUUCGGGGGGGUGACGGCGGGCUCGCGCCUGCGGCUGCGGGUGGCCGUGGGUGACCAGGGCGAGCAGGUCACGUGCGUGGCCACCAGCCCCCCCCUGGGACUGGCCGUCAGCGCCGCCCACCGCCUGCUCGUGCGCCACGCCCCCCAGUUCUCGGCGGGGCCGGGGGUGCUGGUGGUGGGGCAGGAGCACGGGGGGGUGCGGCUGCCCCUGGCCGUCCGGGCCCAUCCCCCCCUGGAGAGCUGCGCCUGGAGCCUGGCCGGCCGCCCCCUCCUGCCCGAGGGCUCCCCGCGUCACCGGGUGGGGGAGGGGGGGUCCCUGGACAUCGCCAACGUCACCCGGGGGGACGCCGGCACCUACGGGGUGCAGUGCCGCAACGCCGAGGGCUCGGCCAGCACCCACCUCGUCCUGCUGGUGCACUACCCCCCCGCCAUCGUGCGGGUGCCCGACCCCGUGGUGGUGGACGAGGGGGCGAGCGCGGAGCUGCUGUGCGAGGCCGAAGGCAGCCCCCUGCCCCCCGGGGGCCUGCGCUGGGCACGGCUGACAGAGGCGGGCCCGGUGGCAGAGGGUCUCCCCGCGGAGCUGCAGCCCGAGGGGGGGCUCCCCGUGGGGCGCCUGCGGGUGCGGGGGGCACGGCGGGAACUGGGGGGACCCUACGAGUGUCGCGUGGACACCGGGGUGCCACCCCCCGCCCGCGCCAUCGUCCGCCUCAUCGUCCGCUAUGGCCCCGAGUUGGAGGUGGAGCCGGAGGCGGAGCCGGUGCCGGUGCUGGUGCCGGAUGGGGCCGACGCGGCGCAGCUGCGGUGCCGCGCUCAGGGGGUCCCCGGAGUGCAGCUGCGCUGGGAGCACCGGGGGCACCCGCUGCCCCCCGAUGAGGCCAGGUUCCAGGAGCGCCAGUGGCGUGAAGGUCCUUGGACCAGCAGCCUCCUCACCGUGACCAACAUCACCCUGGAUCGGGCCCGCCUCCGCGACCAGUACCACCACCUAAACUGGGACCAGUACAAGAAACGACACCGCCACCAGUACCAGAACUGGCACCAGUACCAGAACUGGGAUGAGGACCAGAACCGAACCCUCGGCACCUUCGUCUGCGUCGCCCAAAAUCCGUUGGGCACCGUCCGGCGUCGCCUCCAGCUCCGGCUCGCCGACCGCCCGGACCCCCCCAAAAAUCUGCGGGUGUCGGGGGUCACCCCCACUUCCUUCGGCCUCGCCUGGACCCCCGGCUUCGAUGGGGGGCUGCCCCAGAGCUUCCUCGUCAGCGCGAGGGGCCCCGGCGCCCCGCCCCCCCCCGCCGCCCUCCUCGCGCCCGGCCCCACCCUGACGCUGGGGGGGCUCCACCCCGCCACGUCCUAUGACGUCACCGUGAGGGCACGCAACGCCCGCGGCGACAGCGCGGCUGCCGUCAUCACCGCCGUCACUUCCGAACUGCCCCAGGAUUGGUCAGCGGAGGGGGAGGAGCCGGCCCCUCCCCCCGCCACUUUUGGGGUCUCCCCCACCCUCGUGGGGGGGCUCAGCACCCUGGGGGGGCUCCUGCUCCUCGGUAACGCCGCCGCCCUCUGGGGGGCGCUGUUGCGACGACGUCAGAGGGACCCCAUUACGCGGCCGGGGGGGGGCUCCGACGUCACCGCCAAAGGGGGGGGGCCCAACGAUUACGUCACAGCCGAAAGCGUGGAGAUGAGCUCUAUGGGGUCCUGGGUGACCCCCAACGACCCCCACCCGUGGGACACCCCCGUGGGUGACCUCCACCCCUAUGAGGACGUGGCAGAGUGGGGGGGCUACGAAGAGGUGACCCCCCCGGAUCUCCCCUUCACCCUUCAGGGGGAACUGGUGUAAGGAUUUGGGGGGGGGGGGGCGCGCCAUGACCACGCCCUCCCCAAACAAGCCCCGCCCCC
Molecule: messenger RNA, 3655 nt
Organism: Grus americana (Whooping crane)
Lineage: Eukaryota; Metazoa; Chordata; Aves; Gruiformes; Gruidae
Gene: NPHS1
Product: NPHS1 adhesion molecule, nephrin
Exons: 27
Coding region: 33-3596 (1187 amino acids)
Biological process (GO): homophilic cell-cell adhesion
Cellular component (GO): presynaptic membrane
Molecular function (GO): protein binding
Source: RefSeq, a predicted model, not a curated record